Messenger RNA from Laetiporus sulphureus 93-53, 1386 nucleotides. RefSeq names its product FAD/NAD(P)-binding domain-containing protein. NCBI's taxonomy places the organism in Eukaryota, Fungi, Basidiomycota, Agaricomycetes, Polyporales, Laetiporaceae. Bases 1 to 1386 code for a protein of 461 amino acids. The record is from RefSeq and is a predicted model, not a curated record. The transcript has 3 exons. Gene Ontology annotation, molecular function: FAD binding.
AUGUCGCUGCCAGCCAGCACAGACGUCCUCAUCGUCGGAGCGGGUCCUACGGGACUCGCUUGUGCUCUGUCUCUCCUGCACGUUGGAUGCUCCAAUUUCGUCGUGGUCGACUGCGUGACCCAGGGUCAAAACUCCUCACGCGCCCUCGCUGUGCAUGCUGCUACCUUGCAGGCCCUCUCACGGAUUGGAUGCUCAGAGCCCCUCGUGGAAGCGGGGAUCAAAGCAAAGUCUCUGCGAGUGUGGACGGACGGAGUAUUCACCACGACAGCCAGCUUCGACGCGCUCGCGCCCUACACCCCCUAUCCUAUGUUAUUGAUCGUACCCCAAACCGUAACCGAACAGGUCUUGGGAGACACGCUGCGCAGUCGCGGCGUCGACGUUCAGCGGCCGCUCAAGGUGGUUGACAUGAAGGUCGACAAGGAAGACCCACAAUUUACCGACGUUCACUUUGAGGACGGCCAGACCGUCCGGGCUCGCUGCGUCGUCGGCGCUGACGGUGCCAGAUCCACAGGGCGCAGCGUCGCAGUCGUGGGCUUCGUCGACCCCGACGGCGAGAGCGUCGCAGACAGCGAACGCCUCUCCCAGGUCAUCGUCGCCGACGUGACCUUCACGCGCGACCCAUUCCCCACGAUCCCCGACGCAGGACCCGUGAUAAUCCCCUCCUCUGACAGUUUCUUCCUCACCAUCCCUCUCCCAAAGGUGCCAGACAUCGACGACCAGUUGUACCGCGUCAUAGUCGGCAUCCCCCCUUCCAUGGGAGAGCCUCCGAUCGAGCCUCCGACCGAAUACCUCCAGUCACUCGUCGACGCCUGGGGGCCCAAAAGCAUCUCACAGGACUCUGGCUCCGACUCUGAGAAGCCUGCAGCGCCUCUCAUGAUCUCCCGGAUGAUUUGGUCCUCCCACUUCCGAACGCGCUCCGCCAUCGCUGACACAUUCCUCACGCACCUCCCGACUGCCGCUCCGGCAGACGACACGGACGCGCGAGGCAGUCCGAUCCUCCUCAUCGGCGACGCCGCGCACAUACACCCACCGGCGGGAGGACAGGGCAUGAACCUCGGCAUCCGCGACGCCAUCGCGCUCGGGCCUGCUUUGGCUAUGUAUCUGGAGAGUGCCCAGUCUCCAGGCUCCUCACAAGCCGAUUCAGAGGGGCAGUUGCGCCUGUGGGCCGCAACACGCCGUCAAUACGCUCUGACCGUUAUACAGAUGGUCAAGCGACUUAUGAGGAUCAUUGUUAUGCCUGACAAAACUACCUGGAUCCUGGGUAUCAUACCGAUCAACCUAUACAGGCUGCGGAAUACGCUUAUCAGGCUCGUCGCCAGGUCGCAGUGGUGGCGGAUGAUGACGGCGUGGAGGUUGAGCGGUCUUGCAUUUGGUGAUGAUUUCUGA